AUUUUCAUGGUGAAGGAAAGUCAAGAGAAGAAGCACAAGUACAACAUAAUGGAGUCUGUAGGGCCUUUUGAAAUGGAAAGGAAAUUUCAGGCUGAUGAUUAUGAUGAUGCCAAGAAAACGGGAGAAAAAAGCUGGGUUGAAUCCAGGAAGAUGUGGAAGAUAGCAGCACCAGCCGUUUUGACAGCAGUGGCUCAGUUCUCCAUUGGCUUUGUCACGGUUGCAUUCAUAGGCCAUCUUGGGUCUACGGAGCUAGCUGCUGUCUCUAUUGUUCAGAAUGUGAUUGAAGGAUUUGUCUAUGGAAUAAUGCUAGGUAUGGGAAGUGCCCUUGAGACACUCUGUGGUCAAGCUGUUGGAGCUGGAAAAUAUGAUAUGCUUGGAAUCUACAUGCAAAGAUCAUGUGUCCUUACUCUUGUAACAGCCUUAUUGCUGACACCAUUUUACAUAUUCACAUCACCUUUACUGAAGUUACUACACCAGAAUACAAGUAUUUCAGAACUUGCUGGAAAGUAUGCGAUAUGGGUGAUUCCUCAAUUGUAUGCUUACGCGCUCAAUUUCCCUGUUGAAAAAUUCCUCCAAGCUCAAGGAAAAAUAUGGGUUAUGACAGUGAUUAAUCUAGUUAUAUUGGCACUUCAUGUUGUACUAAAUUGGGUGCUGGUGACAAAAUGCGGGCAUGGCCUACUUGGUGCUGCCAUAGCAGGGAAUAUCUCAUGGUGGCUUGUGGUUAUAGCUCAAUUUGUCUAUGUUAUCUCCGGUUACUUCCCUGAAGCAUGGACUGGAUUUUCCACAUUAGCAUUCAAAUCACUGUGGGGUUUUUUAAAACUGUCACUUGCAUCAGCUAUCAUGCUCUGCCUGGAGCUCUGGUAUUACACAGUGGUGAUUCUUAUGGUAGGGUGGUUAAAGAAUCCGGAAAUUGCAGUAGAUGCUAUAUCAAUCUGCAUGAACUUGCAAUUAUGGACACUGAUGAUCUCUCUAGGUUUCAAUGCCGCAGUCAGUGUGCGUGUUUCCAAUGAACUAGGAGCUGGUCGUCCAAAAGCUGCAAAAUUCUCAGUUGUGGUUGCUGUAGUUACAUCAAUGAUUGUUGGAGUUUUCUUUACUGCUGCAGUUAUUGCAGCUAAGAACCAUUUCCCCGUAUUGUUUUCUAGUAAACCUGAGGUCAUAAAGGAGACAUCAAAAUUAGGGUACUUCUUGGCUGCGACCAUCAUUCUCAACAGCAUCCAGCCUGUACUUCAUGGGGUGGCAGUUGGAGCUGGAUGGCAAUUUUCAGUUGCAAUCAUAAAUAUAGUUUGCUACUAUGUAAUCGGCCUACCAAUUGGUGCCUGCCUCGGUUACCUUGCCAAUUUUGGAGUGGAGGGGAUCUGGUCUGGGAUGUUGUUUGGCAGCCUCCUUCAAACAGUAAUUUUGUUGUUGAAAAUGUUCCGAACUAACUGGCAUGAAGAGGCAAUCCAUGCUGAGGAACGCAUAAAGUCAUAUGCCAGCACGCCUUUGCAUCCAAAUAUAGUAGAGCAAACCAGAUGGUGUGAUACUUCACAUCUGCCCCUAGUGACAUGACGAGCGAAUCAGAGUAUCACCGAGGGAGUAUGAAAAUAGAGCAAGCACGGCAUGUUUCUGACUUGAGUGAGAUCGGACAAAUUUCUUUUGGCGAAUUAUCUGUUAUUUUUGGUCAGCACUACAAUAGAAAGUUUUUCAUAGUGUUGGACCUGACUGAAAAACUUAGACUUCAUGCCCCGUUCCUGGUGUUUGUCCACACGACAACCACUGCAACAAGCUGUGAGUCCAGACGCGGUAAUGCAAAGAGAUCUUCAACUUGCCUAUGUUCUUCAGGUUGAGAGAUAUCUUUCUUUAUACGAACAUGCAUGGUAAAUUUAGGCGGAAAAAUUGUAUUACUUCCUGAAAGAAUUACGUUGGCUUCUAGUCUUUUAAGUGUAGUAAGUUUUUCAAUAUUCUUUUACAUGGUGCUAAAUGAAACACUAAUAAA
This is a messenger RNA of Nicotiana tabacum (common tobacco), 1975 nucleotides long. RefSeq names its product protein DETOXIFICATION 33-like. Gene Ontology annotation, molecular function: antiporter activity; xenobiotic transmembrane transporter activity. The record is from RefSeq and is a predicted model, not a curated record. Gene Ontology annotation, biological process: xenobiotic detoxification by transmembrane export across the plasma membrane. Lineage: Eukaryota; Viridiplantae; Streptophyta; Magnoliopsida; Solanales; Solanaceae. Gene Ontology annotation, cellular component: membrane.